CUGGGAUCUCUGUACAGUAUCCCACCCAGCCACCGCAUGGCCAGCGACCACCCAACAUACUCCUUGCCGCAGAUUAAACCCAACAUAGACAUCACCAUCCUGAAAGGUUCGAAGGGCGAGAACGGCGAGGGGGGAAUCCCGGGUCGAACGGGCAAGGAAGGUCCCCGGGGGUCCGUUGGCCCCCAGGGAGCCAAGGGGAGCAAGGGGAAGGCAGGGGCGGCCGGACACAACUGUAAACAUCAGUAUGCGGCGUUCUCGGUGGGCCGGAGGAAAGGGGUCCACAGCGGAGAGACCCCCACUCAGCUCAUCUUCGACACAGAGUUUGUCAACCUGUACGGGCACUUCGACAUGUUCACCGGAACCUUCCACUGCCACGUGCCCGGCGUCUACUACUUCGACCUGAACGUUCACACCUGGAACUUCAUGGAGACGUACCUGCACCUGAUGAGGAACGACAGGCCGAUGGUCAUCCUCUACGCCCAGUCCAGCGAGCGCAGCAUCAUGCAGAGCCAGAGCGUGAUGCUGGACUUGGCCGAAGGCGACCAGGUCUGGGUGCAGCUGUACCGGCAGGGCCGGGAGAACGCCAUCUACAGCGACGAGCUGGACGUCUACAUCACCUUCAACGGCCACUUGCUCAAGCCGUCUGACGACUGA
This is a messenger RNA of Callorhinchus milii (elephant shark), 654 nucleotides long. RefSeq names its product C1q and TNF related 8. Lineage: Eukaryota; Metazoa; Chordata; Chondrichthyes; Chimaeriformes; Callorhinchidae. The record is from RefSeq and is a predicted model, not a curated record. The transcript is spliced from 2 exons. The coding region runs from base 37 to 654 and encodes 205 amino acids. Gene Ontology annotation, molecular function: protein binding.